AAAAAAAAUCAAAACUAGCGUCGCAUUAAAGAAAAAUAUAAAACUUGGAGGUUGUGAAAAUGCGAAGAAAGUCCAAUAGGGCAGAGUCAGCAGCACAAAAACAGACGAUCCAAAGAAGGCAAAACAACCAAACUAUUUUCCUCUUUCUCUCUUUCAUAAUCUUUCUCUCUCCAGACUUCCCUAUAUCUACUUACAUGAUCAUCCCUCACUGUAACCAAUGUAUAUUUUAUGAUAAAUACAUUUUAAUAUAAAGCUACAAACAAAAUAUUAUUACUUAUUUUCCUCUGUUUUACCCCUUCCUCCAUCAAUUUGCAGACUCUGUUCCCUUUUUUCUUUUUCAGUUCUUAAUUCAUAAAGUGACGACGAUCCUAGAGGUGGGUUUGGCUUUUCAUCCAUGGAAACCAUUUAGAUAAGGGAGAGGAAUCUGAAAAAAAAAAAAACAGUUCUUUUUAGAGGAAGUUUCGAUUUGAUCAUGGCGGUUGCUGAGAGUGCGGGGGCGAAAAUCGGGUCAUCGGGUCAAAAUUUGGAAAAUACUGUAGUAUCGUCUGACUCCAAUUUGGUAAACGAUCCAAAUAAAUCAAAGACCAAGACUGAUUCCAUGAAUGGUGCUAAGACUACUAAAGAAGACAUGUUUGAACAAGAAAAUCCUGUAGCAAUCACUAAUGAAAAGAAGAGCAAUGGCGAUAGCAACAUACCGAUGCAGAAUGGGUUUAAUGAAAAGAACCAGCAGCAGACGGUGACAAAGAAUGGAGGGUUUAAUGGGUUUAGCAAUGUGGAAAAUGGGAGUAAUGAUGAGAUUUUCAAGAACGAGAUGAGAGAUUUGGUUGAGAUUUUAUCUAAGCUAAACCCCAUGGCUGAGGAAUUUGUACCGCCUUCCCUUGCCAAUCAUCAUCAUCAUCAUCAUCAUGAGAAGCAUGAUCAAAACCAAAAUCGAGAUAAUCGAUUUCCGGAUAAUGGGUUUGGAUAUACUGACAAUUUUGCAGUGCAGGCUAAUUCUGGCAACGCUGAUGGACAUACUAAUAGAAGGAAAAGGAAUAACUAUAGCCAAGGGGAGAGAAGGUUGAACAAUAGAACGAGCAUUGCACAGCGAGAGGAUGCUAUUAGGAAGACCGUUUAUGUAUCUGAUAUUGAUCUGCAGGUUACCGAAGAGCUUCUUGCGGGUCUCUUUCUGAGUUGUGGACCAGUUGUUGAUUGUCGUAUAUGCGGUGAUCCUAAUUCUGUUCUCCGCUUUGCUUUUGUCGAGUUUUAUAAAGAAGAGGAUGCGAGAACUGCUUUGAAUUUGUCUGGAACCAUGCUUGGUUAUUAUCCUGUAAGAGUGCUGCCUUCAAGGACAGCAAUUGCACCAGUUAACCCAACUUUUCUACCGAGGUCUGAGGAUGAGCGAGAAAUGUGCACAAGGACCAUUUACUGUACAAACAUAGACAAGAAGAUUACUCAAGCUGACAUCAAGCUCUUCUUUGAAUCAGUUUGUGGAGAGGUUAAACGCUUGAGGCUAUUGGGAAACUAUCAUCACUCAACUCGUAUUGCGUUUGUUGAGUUCAAAAUGUGUUGUUGGAGGUUAUUUGUGGAUAAACCUCGUCUGAGGAUGCACUCAGGACAUGGCCGAAAGUGCUAUUGCAGCUCUCAACUGCAGUGGUGCAAUUUUGGGAUCACUGCCCAUAAGGGUAAGCCCAUCAAAGACACCUGUUCGGCCCCGUACUCUUCACCCUGCAAUGCAGUGAAACAUCCUUGCUUGUGUUCGUUCAACUGGCAAUAUAUUUACCACAUACAUAGGUACAGCAGUACAAUCGAGGUACUUCUGGCGUUAAUGUUAUUAUCUUGUUCAUGCAACUUAGCAUCUUUAUUACUUGUAGGGGGUUAAUUGCAGUUGUUUUCUUUAGCUUGUAGAGUUUGAUGUUAAAUUUUUUAUGUUGCAUACGACAAUGCAGUCUCUUGUUCCGGUAUAUCUAACUGAUAAGAUUUUUUCUUGGCUAUUGCAUUUUCAGAUUCCCUUUAUGUAAUUAUGUAGUACAUUUUUCGAUUCAGUGUUAAAUAUAAAAUACCAGUAAGUAAUAACA
Messenger RNA from Gossypium arboreum, 2057 nucleotides. RefSeq names its product polyadenylate-binding protein-interacting protein 12-like. Gene Ontology annotation, molecular function: RNA binding. The transcript is spliced from 12 exons. Lineage: Eukaryota; Viridiplantae; Streptophyta; Magnoliopsida; Malvales; Malvaceae. The coding region runs from base 473 to 1861 and encodes 462 amino acids. The record is from RefSeq and is a predicted model, not a curated record.